This is a messenger RNA of Amoebophrya sp. A25, 4782 nucleotides long. The record is from the annotation of a GenBank genome assembly. NCBI's taxonomy places the organism in Eukaryota, Dinophyceae, Syndiniales, Amoebophryaceae.
ACACGAUUGAUGCUGCAUGAAAAUGCAAAAAAAACAUAUUUAUGAAAGGAUCUUAAUGAUCUCUACUACAUCUGUUUCUGUUGCUGACGUAAUUAUACUUUAACCCCUGCUUUUGCUUCUCCCCCGCUGGAAAACGUGCAGCAACUGAAAAUAUCAUGACUGAGCCAGGCGUGCCUUCCCCGACGUCCUUCGACGACUACAUCGCGGAGCUGAGGAAGACAGCAGAAAAAGCGAGUAUCCGCGUGAUCGAUCCACGAUUUCCUAUUGCACGUUACGUCCAAGUUCUUGCGCAACUGGAGAACGGCAUCAAAGUGCACUAUGCCGAAGGCUUUCUGCCUGAAACCUACGUCAAAGCUCUCCAGUACAUGCAGCUAUACAAGCUAUUGAAGGACGUGCUUCAAGUAUCCACUUCGUUCUCCUCCUCAGGAGCAGCUGCGUCUUCUCGCACAUCGUUCACUGGUGCAGGGAUCACGGAUCUACAAGAUGGAAACAGUGCCUCCUCAUCCUCAUUCUGGUGGUCUCAAGAAAAGAAUGCGAAGGAGGAACAGCAUGCGGCGGGAGUAGCGGAAGCGAAGAAAGCACUCCGAGAGCGCGCAAUGGCAGUCUUGGAGAUUGCGGAAAAUGCGAAACAAGGACUGCACACCCACUACCUCACAGAAGACGCCUCUUCGACAGAAGAGAGUGGAGUACGAGAAGAACCCGAAGAGAAUCAUGAUGUUGUAACUGUCAGUGCCACUGUGGCACCAGGAGUAGCAACAGCGACAGAAAGAGACGAUGAGGUCAACAUCACUGGCACUGCACCACCAGGACCACAAGCGACACACGGGACGGAAGAGGAAGCUCCUGAGGUGGCGAAUCAGGAUCACGUCAGUCGCCUGACAAAGUCUGAAGACGAAAAGCAAGAAGAAGAAGCAGCAGAUAAAGCAAAGGACGGGGUUGUUGCUACGGCAGGAGGACACGAAUACGUCAACAGUGGCUUCACAAAAUCGACAGCAGACCGUGAUUCAGAUUCUCUCACAGGUCAGGAGGCGGAGGUAGGAGCGAAAAGAAAGCAUCCUGCAGAUAAAAGCAGUGCCGAAGAAGAUCCUGUUGCCUCUCGCGAGACUGGUGGUGGAGGAGAGUCAUCAUCUGACAAGGGUCAUGUUCACGAUUCUUCACCACCUUCGUGUUCGUCCCCGUCAAGCAGUGCUGUUGAAACAAGUAACUCAGCUGCAGCUGGUAAUGAUCUCGACGAUCUAAUUGCUCGUAAAUACCAAUUAUUGAGACCUGAGCAACCACCACAGCAAAUGCAAACGAGUACAUCUUCGGUAUUCUCAAACUCAUCGCACGUGGCUGAAAAUGACGAUACAACCCUGGCAGCGAUGACGAGCAGUGCUCCAAACACCUCAUCAUCUUCUUCAAUGUCAGAAGCCUCACGUAGAAGUAGUGAGCCAAAGUUCGGAGCUCCGAUGCGACUAGAGGAUCUUUUUAUGUCAGCGCCAGACCCUGAGCCUACUACUCUUCCAAAAGAAGACGUGAAGGACCCAGUUGUCGGCGUGUCCGAUCAAUAUACUAUGAAAAAACAAGAACAGGAAGAACAAGUUGGACAAGACAACUUUAUUGCCUCGGACGUUCGUCCUCAUGUUGACCUACAGACAGGAGGAAGCAGUACUACUUGCACAGUCGAGGAGGAUGGCAGCAAAAUCGCAACACGGGCUGUUGAUUAUGCUAACAUUGACACCUUUGAUGAAGACGAAGAAGAGGACCUCGAAGCACUGUCCUUGAUAAGCCAGAGUCUCAUAAAUGCUGCCCGUGAGCGAUUUGUGGAUGACGAUGGGGCAGCGUGUGCGGUGGUGACCGGAGUUGCGACUGCUGGCGGGCCAGAUGGCAGCCUUACGUCAACACUUUCCUCGUCGACACCGUUAUCGACGCAGGAAGAAGAAGGUAAUCGUAAUGGAGCCAUAAGUUUAGAUGUUGCAAGUAGAAGUGCAGGACUACAGCAACAGGAGAGAAUAGCUCCAGGGGCUCCAGAUGAAAUAAGCUCAAGUAGUACAGCCGCUACUGUAAUGGCAAUGGUACCAGAUACCGAACCGACAGCACCACCUGCUGAUCCGGUCGGUCAGUCCUUUUUUUGGCCGAGCAUAGUGGAGGAGGGGAAGUAUCAGUCCUCGGACCCUAGAAGUCCCAACUUUUGUGAUUGCUACUUUGGAGGUGCAGGUGUGCAGCCUUUCAUAAUUCCUGGCCAACCACUGGUCCCAAAACCGGUUUGUGAAGAAGUCCCUGAGGGUUCUAAUGGAUCGCUUUCUACGUUUAGGAACGCUGCUGCGUUGGGAGGCCAAGCUGGAGAUGGUUCGGUUCAGGUGCAGGGAACAGCUCCCGACGAUGUUGCGCUAGUCGGCGAUGCAACAUAUCCAAAUAUCGCUUCGACGGUAGCAGUUGAUGCCUACCGAGCUCCUACGGUAGUGUCGUUCGCUAGUCUGUGGGAGGGCCUUGAGCUUCCAACUGUCUCCCAUGGCGCCGUCAACGACGGCGGCGACGACGACAGUCCGGAUUCCGUAGGCAAGGAUGAGUCUGCGAGUACCACUGCCGUAACCAUGUCCGGACUAAGCACGCCAAGUGGGUCAGGGGCACCGGUUACAGAAGGAACAGGAGCAAAUAACGCGCCUUCCUCGCUCUCGCCGACCUUGUCCAGCAGUACAAUUUUGGGUAACGAAAGUAGAGUAGACAGUCAUCCGAUAUCUUCAUCUUUGUCGGAUUUCACUGCGACUGGUCUCGUGUACAGUAAUCUUUUGAGUAGUCUUUCGGCCGUCACAAUGCCACCCCUGCAAAACUUUGCCAUAGAAACCACGCCAGCGACCUCUUCGACCACUGCGAUUCCAACCUACUCUACCCCUUCUUAUUCCUCAACCGGGACGUCGGCAACACAUCUACCAGCAGCAACCCCAAAAACUUCAGCGGUCACGUAUUCGCAGUUGCAGGACUUUGCGCCAGCGUCCAGAGCAGCCCCACAACAACGUAAUGCUGCGUCACUGUACACAUUCAGUAGCAAUCCUAUUCCUACAACGGCAACACCUACUAUCUUUUCGAAUGCCAGCUUCACUACAACCCCUUCAGGAACAUCGACAGCACCUGUCAACUACCCCGACCUCAAUAUGAGCAUAUCGACUAGUACUAGUUCUAGUUCUAGUACCUACGCUGGUUCAUCCCGAACGAUUGCGAAUAAAGCGACUACGAAAACUUUACCAGCGUUAGGGGGUAGUAGUUUUGGUGGUGCCAGCAGCUCGACCGCUCCAACGAUGUCGUACCCAUCCUUCGAGAGUCCCCGUUUGCAACAACAUGCGCAGAAAAUGAUAAGCAUGCAAGACGCUCUUACAACUGACCGCAUGUCAGAAAUAAAUGCUACAGCUGGUGGAAGUGAUGCAAAGGCUGUACAACAACUACCAUCUUCAACGUCCUCACAACUAAAGAACUUCGCCCUGCCGUCUUAUGCUGUUAACAAUGGACAAGGAACAGGAAGAGGAAGUUAUCCAAUACUAGGUUUUGAGGAAGGUAGUAGAGUUGCCGAUGCUAGUAGAACUAGAAAUGACCAAGAACUAUCUCUGUCAUCAGUUAGACCAGAACAAGCUACAAAAACGCAGUUGCAGAAGCCUCUUUUUCCAUCCUUUGAUGUAAAUAUGCCAGCAGCCCAAGGAACAACAGUAGGACGAUCUGCAAUCCUUGCACCUUCAGCUACCACACCGAACAACCAGCAAGCGAGUCCUAGAGGACUUCCAGCGGUGAAAGGGCGAAAAUCCGUUUCGUUCUCUCCGGCUCCGCCAGAGAUUAGGUUGUACGAGACCUCGAACCCCAUGCGACCAACGCCUUCCCAGAGUUCGCAUCUGAAGGCGAAAAACAAUGAUGUCCCGAAUAACUCGACUAGAGGAAACAAUAGACCCGGGCGAGCUGGUGCGCUAGUGCAUCCCACCUCCGACAACAUGAUAUCGAGCAAGCCAAGUGCGCUAGCACCACGACAAAAGAGCAUGUUGGUCGAUAUUCCGUUUGAUCUCGUCCGGAACUUUGCCGCUCUUGUGGCCGGUAACACACGAAAGAAUGUUGAGACGUGCGGGUGGCUUUGUGGGCGAAAGAUCUUAGCCGAGAACAAAGUGUAUAUCGACUACAUUUUGCUUCCGCCACAGAAAGGCGAUGAUGUGUCUUGUGAAGCGACCGACGAAAUGCCAGUGUUCGAGUGGCAGAUGAGCAAGAAGAAUUGCCUUACGUUUGGCUGGAUCCACACACAUCCUCGACACAAUACAUUCCUCUCGGCCGUCGACUUGCAUCAGCAAUGCAGCUUUCAACUGCAGGAGCCCCUCAGCGUUGCUAUCGUCUACUCCCCGAUAGACACGCACAAGAAAGCGGGGAUCUUUCGGCUGACCGACUACGGCGUGGAUUUCAUUCAACAGUGCCCGCUCACAGGUUUUCAUCCGCACGACAAAGCGAAGCAGCCACUAUAUGACACUGCCAAGGGCAUAGUCGUCAAUAAGCGCCGCAACAUCAAAGUCGUUGACUUCCGAAAGGACCCGAAGGGACGCAUUAUCCCUUUUAACAACACAUGAUCGAUCCCAGUACAUACUUCACUCACCUCCACUCCUCCCCCACAAGACGCAAUAUCGUACAUGAUUAAAGUCCCGCCCUCAGACUCACUUGUUGCUCUUCAUGCUCCGCCACUUCUUGGUGUCCACCAUUCGCGACACUCGCUACUACUCAGGGAAAAUCCUUCGUCUUGCGCACCAUCCUCAUAUUCGUUGAUCAUAGGACAAGCAGUAG